AUGACCACUGCAAACGGUGAACACUCCUCCACCGGGGCUCUGGACCCCUCCCAGUUCCGUGUGGCCAUUGUUGGGGGUGGCAUUGGCGGACUCACCACAGCGCUCAGCCUUGCGACUUACAGUCCUGAACUACCAGCAAGCAACAUCACGGUCUAUGAGCAAGCUCCAGCGUAUAGUGAGAUUGGCGCUGGUGUCGGUAUAGGUGUCUCGGCCGGCCGAGUGCUACAGAAGCUUGGAGUGUGGCCUGCGGCGAAUGCCAUCUCGGGCUAUCGAAACAAUGUGCAUCGGAGCAAUCGUCGUUGGGACACGGACGAGCUGAUUGUGGACGCCUUAGCCUUUGACAAUGGCGGUGCCGAGGAGGUAAGACAGCUGUGGGUACAUCGUGCCGAGUUUCUGGAGGUCCUGUACAGUGAGAUUCAGCGCAGGAACUGUGCUACGCUGAAAACCGAUAAGAGGCUUGUCGGGCUUGAGAACAAGGGCUCUACGGUCACUCUUCGCUUUGCUGAUGGGACAGAGGAGUCGGCGAAUCUUGUCAUUGGAUGCGACGGCAUUCACAGCACCGUCCGCUCCCAGUUUGCAGUGGAUAAACCCGUGUACUCUGGCCGGAUAGCGUUUAGAGGCACAAUACCUCUAUCUGCUGUGUCUGACGACUGGCCCUACUCGUCCUGGACACUCUCAUGGCUAGCCCCCAACAAGCAUUUUCUGGCAUUCCCCAUGUCACAAAAUCGGCUCAUAAACGUCGUCGCGUUUGUUUCAAAGCCAGAGAGCGAGCUCGACGGGCUCAAGGAGAGCUGGAGAAGUGAAGCACCACGAGAAGCUAUCGAGAAAGAAUAUGCCGGCUGGAAUCCGACCGUCCAGAGGAUCAUUCAAGCCAUGCCACCUAUCAUAAGCCAGUGGAAAAUUAACGACCGGGAGAUUCUGUCGCAGUGGUGCUACAUGGAUGGCAAGGUCGUCCUCAGUGGUGACGCCGCACAUGCAAUGCUACCCAUGCAAGGCUCUGGGGCGGGUCUCUCCAUCGAAGAUGCCAACAUGCUCGGCUUUGCAGUGCGGGAUUACCUGAAGAACCCAGGCGUUGGACUCGCCACAUAUGUCAACCUGUACCAGACGGCACGCGUGCCACGGGCGCAGAAAGCCCAGAUCACCUCGCGGCAGGCGGCGGAAGUUUACGACAUGCACGGCCCGGAUUUUGAAGGGAAGACGUUUGAAGAAUGUCUCCCGGUAGUGCGGGACAAGGUCAAGGAUCGUAUGGCUUGGGUGUGGAAGUCGAACUUGGAAGCAGACUGGGCGGCGGCAAAGGAGAGCAUUGGGCUUGCAUAG
Molecule: messenger RNA, 1317 nt
Organism: Fonsecaea nubica
Lineage: Eukaryota; Fungi; Ascomycota; Eurotiomycetes; Chaetothyriales; Herpotrichiellaceae
Exons: 3
Coding region: 1-1317 (438 amino acids)
Molecular function (GO): FAD binding; monooxygenase activity
Source: RefSeq, a predicted model, not a curated record